Molecule: messenger RNA, 1506 nt
Organism: Trichosporon asahii var. asahii CBS 2479
Lineage: Eukaryota; Fungi; Basidiomycota; Tremellomycetes; Trichosporonales; Trichosporonaceae
Exons: 4
Coding region: 1-1506 (501 amino acids)
Biological process (GO): TORC2 signaling
Cellular component (GO): TORC2 complex
Source: RefSeq, a predicted model, not a curated record
AUGGCCCCGCCGACUCCGACAAAGCUGGCAAACCUCGCCAUCCACACAAACCAUGGCACGAACAUUAGUGGGCCGUCUUCGGCCCGCCCGAAUCUCAGCGUCAACGUCGACAGAUCCGACACCCACAGCUUAGCCCCUAGCGUGGGCGCGUCGAGUUUCUGGAGCGACAAGAAACUCCCAAGGCUGCCUAAGCGGAAAUGGGUGUUAGGAGCGUACGACAACAAACUGUUACCCCCCAUCCCACCGCGGUCACCGAGUGGUGUCUCAGCGACGUCAACAGCAGCGUUCAGCAUCCCGAGCACGAGUCCGCAGAAGAGUCUGGCGCCCGCCAGUCUGCCCAACCUCCCCACGCGGUACAUUUCUGCCUCUCCGCCGAGCUCGAGCGCCGGUGGAGUUCUCGUCCUGCCUGACGGAACGACGCUGGCGACGGGCGACAAUGGAGGAAGGCCGGAGCGUGACCCGGCUCCGAGCACGAGCAUGAUGCAUGCCGUUGCUCACUCCAGCCCAAACUCGCCAUGGAGCUUGUUGACAGUUCAUGUGCUGCCUGUCUUUGCGGGGAGCCCGUUACGCACCCCAAUAGAAGAUUUAAACUCGCAUAUCUCCUCGGCCUCGCAGCGCACGCCAGCCUCAAGACUAGUCCAUGUACUGACGAGUGAUCUGAGGGACCUCAUUGCCUCGGGCAUGUUCACUCUGAAAGCCAAGUUUGACGGACUUGAGGAAAACAAGCUCGUGUCGAGGACAGCGGAGGUGUGGAACUUUUUCUGGGGCCAGAUUCUACCUAUCCGGGAUGUGCCUUCCAGCUCGACGGCGCGCCCCGCAGCGAUCAUCCAGGAGCCGCCAAUCCCUGUGCGGCACAUUCUGCUCUCCGCCUUCCUCUUACACAUUCUGCUGCCCCUGCUUCCUCGUCUGAUACCCCUGGUCGCGGCCAUUCAGACCGAGGACGGUGGGCCAGACCUUCAGCGGCUGCUCCAGAUGUCGCUCGUAUUGAGCACGCAGGCGCGGUACUCGAGCUUCUUCCCAACUUUGAGCCCGCACGAGGCACACCUCCGGGACGAGGAGACACGGGAGAGCGUGGAGGAGCUCGGCCGCGCAGUCAGAUGGUCGAUGGCUGUCGCCGGACAACGGCAAGAGCAACGACCCGCACCCGAGCGCCAGCACUCCAACGCCUCGUCCAUUGACUCGGGCAACGGCUCUGCGGCGCCUACCCGCCCGACGCUCCAGCGUGGACCGAGUGUCAGCCAAGCUGGCCGACUCAGGCGGCGCCGCGGGACACUCGGCAACGGCACGCAGCUUGAUCGAGAAGGACGGGCUGUGAGCGGCAUCGAGAGCAUCUACGAAGACAACGAGCAGACGUUGAAGGAGCAGCACCCCGCCCUGAACGACAGUGUGCGGACGGUGCGGGGGUGGGACCAGACGCACCGGCGGCAAGACAGCUCGGGGAGCGGGAGCGAGGUCACGAACAUCAGCGCGACCGUGUCCAACGUGUCGCACACGUCGCGUCGAUAG